UAUUUUCUCUCUUCAUCCCUUUCCAUUUCCUCAUUUUCUCACUCUCUAUUACCCUAUACUACUACUUUCCAGGAAAGUUCCAAAUUUUCCUGGAAAAUAUUUUGCUCAUUCAAUUCGAACUCACUUAUUUAUAUCUAUCCAUUCUUACGAAAAUAGCCCACUUACAUUUACUUCAAAAUCCGUAAAUAAACCCCAAAAUAAAUUUAAAUUAAAAUUAAAAUUAAAAUUCCGAUUCCCGAUUUUGCUUUUGAAUACGUAUUUUUCCUGAUGGGGCAAGGGCAAUCCAAAAGCGAGUUGCUCUAUCAGCAAGUCAGUUAUGGGAACUCCGAUGGAAUCAAAACCCUUCACAGAGAAGGUGCAGGCCUUGAGUGGGUGGACAGAGAAGGAAAGACACCCUUGAUUGUUGCUUGUAUGAAUCCUGAGCUUUACAAUGUUGCUAAAACUUUGAUAGAACUUGGUGCCAAUAUCAAUGCAUACCGCCCUGGACGUCAUGCUGGGACUCCAUUGCAUCAUGCAGCUAAAAGGGGCCUUGAAAGUGUUGUUAAGUUACUUCUUUUGCAUGGAGCCAAUCCUUUGGUUUUGAAUGAUGAUUGUCACACUGCUCUUGAGGUUGCAAGGGCUAAAGGAAACAGCAAUGUUGUUCGUGCAAUUGAGAGUCAUAUAUGCUUGUUCUCCGGUUGGUUGCGGGAGUUUCAUGGACCUGGGUUUUUAGAAGUAGUGGCUCCUCAGUUGGUUUCGAGAAAAGUUUGGGUGGUAGUUUUACCGGUAGGCACCCGUAUUCUCACCAGUCCUUACAAGUUGGAGCUUGCCGUCUAUUCUACUUUGCAGGAUGCACGACCACGCACAGUUGUUGCUUUGUGGAAGGCCAAUUUAGAAGAACCAAAGCUUCGCCAGUCUGAUCCGUCAGUAACAAUUAGUGAUAAGACUACCAAAACACGCCUUAGAUUUGGGCCUGCAAGUGAGAAUGAUAGGCAACAACUUACAUGGUUUUCUAAUGCUUGCAAAGGAAUUCCACAGGUAAAUCCAACAUUUUUGCAUAAUAAUGUGGCUACAAUUCCACCAACAGCACCACCUGCUGCCGAAGACCCAGAGUUGGCUAUGGCUAUCCAUGCAUCUAUUCAGCAUGCCAUGCAGGAGAGGCUAAGCUUUCCUGUGACCCAGCAAAACACUGAAUCAAGCUCUUCCAUCAGUGGAGUGAAUGCAGUGCAAGGUUUUCUUGGUACACCAAAUCCAAAUACAAAUACAAAUGAUAGGGAAUCUGUACAUGAAGCUGUUCCAGGUGGCAAUACUCAACAUGUCCCGGACAAUGACAAUGUCUCUGCUGGCCAUAUUGCCAGUGGUCUGGAUUUCAAUCCAUCAGCUCCUCCAGUUGCUGACCAGGUUCCAUUAGAUGGCCCCAUUCAGUAUCCGUCAAUUGAUUUGAGCCCUGUUGAUGUAUCAUCUCCAGUAGUUGAGAAACUACAUAAUGAAGAAGGAAAAACUGCUGGUGGAAGUGGUUCAACGUGUGUGAUAUGUUUAGAUGCUCCAGCAGAAGGGGCGUGCAUACCGUGUGGCCAUGUUGCCGGAUGUAUGUCUUGCUUGAAUGAGGUUAAAACAAAGAAAUGGGGUUGCCCGGUUUGUCGAGCUAAGAUAGACCAAAUCAUAAAGCUAUAUCAUGUUUGAGAGUUGAAGCAGUAUCGAGAAACUUGCGUUGCUCUUGCCUGUUAACAAAGUAGCAGUACACCUUUAUCAUGAAAGGUGAAAAAUGCUAUUUCAGUUAAAAUCUGUUUAAAGCAAAGAAAUGACAAACAGAAAAAUGUCUAUACUAGAAGUAUCCACAUCCCACAUGGGACUUUUGUGAAUAUUUAAUUUCAUAUGCUUCUUUCUAUGUACUCGUUGGUUAACAUUAUCACUUGUGGAAGUGAAUUGUGAAACUACUGUAAGUAACAGGUCUUGAUUACACUAAGAUUUUACCCAAUUUUGAUUUAUUAUUGAAUAGGCUAAGAGUGAAAAUAAGUGAUCCUGGGAUCUGUAUUAAAACACAUGAAAUUUAUGUAUACUAUUUUGCUUUGCUAUCUUGUAUUAAAUUGCAAAUAGUUUCAUGUAGCUCUUCUGCUGCCUGAAUUUUAUGACAA
Molecule: messenger RNA, 2114 nt
Organism: Cicer arietinum (chickpea)
Lineage: Eukaryota; Viridiplantae; Streptophyta; Magnoliopsida; Fabales; Fabaceae
Product: putative E3 ubiquitin-protein ligase XBAT35
Molecular function (GO): protein binding
Source: RefSeq, a predicted model, not a curated record